UUUCCACAGAUAUCUGACAUUAAGCUCGAUACAGCAGCGCAGUGGGUCGCAGUGGGUCGCAGUGGGUUACAGUGGGUCGCAGUGGGUCACAGUGGGUCGCAGUGGGUCACAGUGGGGCCGUGUGGAGACGUUACAGACCAGGUUAUGUUUUAUAUGUCUUCCUGUGAGAAGUGUGGAUUAUGCUAGCCACAGUGUUAGCAGAUGUCCCCGGCGUUGAACCCACAGACAGAUCAGUGACCUGUUUGUUUGUUUGUUUGUGUUUAUUGUUCUAAACCACUCACUGCUCAAACUGUAUUGUCUAAAUACACCGCGCUGCUAGCUGUGGCGGGUAAGCAAGCAGUGCACUGUGAGUUAACUUCAUGUAACGUUAGUGUACCGGAGGCUGCCGCUGUACUGUCACUGUAUCACUGCUCCGUUGUAACGUUAACGUUAGUGUACCGGAGGCUGCCGCUGUACUGUCACUGUAUCACUGCUCCGUUGUAACGUUAGUGUACCGGAGGCUGCCGCUGUACUGUCACUGUAUCACUGCUCCGUUGUAACGUUAACGUUAGUGUACCGGAGGCUGCCGCUGUACUGUCACUGUAUCACUGCUCCGUUGUAACGUUAGUGUACCGGAGGCUGUCACUGUACUGUCACUGUAUCACUGCUCCGUUGUAGUUUGGAGCGUUGCGGUGUUCAGGUGUCCCCGGUAGAACGACAACAACCGGGUGGCUGACCCGCUGGUUCUCUAAACGUAACGGUGCUCGCCAUGGGACUAACCAGCCUGGACAAGAUCAUUGCCCUGCAGAGGAACCCUGCCAACACCAGAAACCUGUGCAUCCUGGCACAUGUUGAUCAUGGAAAAACUACUCUGGCUGACUGCCUGGUGGCGAGUAACGGCAUCAUAUCAAGUCGACUAGCUGGGAAGCUGAGGUAUCUGGACAGCAGGGAGGAUGAACAGAUCAGAGGAAUCACCAUGAAGUCCAGUGCCAUCUCUCUGCAUUACAGCAAUGGAGAUCAGGAGUACUUACUGAAUCUCAUCGACUCUCCUGGUCACGUCGACUUCUCCUCUGAAGUUUCCACUGCUGUCAGGCUGUGUGACGGUGCCAUUGUAGUUGUCGAUGCUGUGGAGGGAGUGUGUCCACAGACCCAGGCUGUGCUGCGUCAGGCGUGGCUGGAGAACAUCAAGCCUGUUCUGGUCAUCAAUAAGAUAGACAGACUCAUCAUGGAGCUGAAGCUCACCUCUCAGGAAGCUUACACCCACCUGCAGAAGAUCCUGGAACAGGUGAACGCAGUGACAGGGAGCCUGUUCACAUCCAAAGUGCUGGAGGAGCGAGCAGAGAAAGAGAAGGAGGAGGAGGAGAAAGAGAAGGAGAAGGAGCAGGAGGAGAAAGAGGAGGAGGAGGAGAAAGAGAAGGAGGAGGAGGAGGAGAAAGAAAGCGAGACGUCGAGCGGAGACCAGGUUUAUGACUGGAGCACUGGGCUGGAGGAGGCAGACGACUCCCAGCUCUACUUCUCUCCUGACCAGGGAAAUGUGGUCUUUGCCAGCGCCAUAGAUGGAUGGGGUUUCAGCAUCCAACAGUUUGCUCAAAUCUACAGCCAGAGAAUGGGUGUUAGGGCAGAGGUGCUACUCAAAACACUGUGGGGAGACUUCUACCUCAAUGCAAAAGCAAAGAAGAUCAUGAAAGGAGCUCAGGCCAAAGGAAAGAAGCAACUGUUUGUGCAGCUCGUGCUGGAUAACAUUUGGAGUCUAUAUGAUGCAGUUGUCACUAGGAGAGACAAGGAGAAGGUGGAGAAGGUGGUGACAUCACUCGGCGUUAAGGUGAUGGCCAGAGACUCUCGUCACUCCGACCCCAAAGUCCUCCUUUCUGCCAUCUGCAGCCAGUGGUUACCUGUGUCCCAGGCUGUGCUCUCGAUGGUGUGUGAGAAGCUUCCCAGUCCACUGGACAUGGCUGCAGAGAAGGUGGAGAAACUGAUGAGUGUCGGAGCACGAAGGUUCGACUUGUUGCCCGAACAGACUCAGGAACUUAAAAAAGCGUUCCUCCAGUGUUCGAGUGGGGAGGAUGCUCCGGCCAUCGUCUUUGUGUCCAAGAUGUUUGCCGUGGACACCAAGGCUCUGCCUCAGAACAGACAGAGGCCGUUGACUCAGGAUGAGAUUGCCCAGCGCAGGGAGCUGGCUAGACAGAGACAUGCUGACAGGAUGACAGCUGAUCAGACAGCAACAGAGAGCCAAAGAGACCUCACUCACUCAGGGAAUACGUCACAAGAUGUCCAACCUGCAGGACUCAGCACAGAUAAGAUGGAGAGUCUGACAUUGAAAGACCCAAAGCCAGAAGAGGAAGAGGAGCAGAAGGAGACCUUCAUAGCGUUUGCACGAGUCUACAGUGGGCUGGUCAAGAAAGGACAGAGAGUAUUUGUACUGGGACCAAAGUAUGACCCUGCCCAGGGCCUGAGCAUGCUGCCAGAGGGUUGCAGUGCUUCAGACUGUGUGCCUGAGGUGCCUUAUCUGUCCUGUUGUUCCAUGGAAAGCCUCUACCUGCUAAUGGGCAGAGAGCUAGAGGAGCUGGAGCAGGUGCCUGCGGGAAAUGUCCUUGGUAUCAGAGGUCUGGAGGAGUGCGUCUUGAAGUCGGCCACCCUGUCUACCUCCCCCGCCUGCCCGCCUUUCACCCCACUCAACUUUGAGGCCACGCCCAUUGUACGGGUUGCCAUAGAACCCAAACAUCCAAGUGAGAUGCCAAAGCUGGUGCGUGGGAUGCGUCUGCUGAACCAGGCAGAUCCCUGUGCUGAGGUUCUGAUCCAGGAAACAGGAGAACAUGUUCUGGUCACUGCUGGUGAAGUUCAUCUCCAACGCUGCCUGGACGACCUUAGAGACCGGUUUGCUAAAAUUGAGAUCAGCGCAUCCAAGCCCAUUAUUCCAUUCAGAGAAACAGUGGUUCGUCCUCCAAAAGUGGACAUGGUGAAUGAAGACCUGGGCAAGCAACAGAAAGUAGCCAUCAUUCACCAGGUGAAAGAAGAGGUCACUCAGGGCCGUUCGUCUGACACCCUGCAUGUGGAUCCCAGUGGUCUUGUCACUGUCACCAUUCCCAACAGAAUGGCCACUGUGAGCGUCCGAGCAAUUCCCCUACCAGAGGAGGUGACUCACCUGUUGGAGAGAAGCACAGAGCUGAUUCGGAGUCUGGAGCAGGUAAACAUGUCCCUGAGGGAGGGGAAGACUGUGGAUGUCAGCCUCAGGACCAUGGAGGCCAUCGCUGGACUCAAGGCCCAGCUGGAGAACCUGCUGCAGGGGAGGAAGUGGAGGAACGCUGUGGAGCGUAUCUGGGCCUUUGGGCCUCGCAGGUAUGGUCCCAACUUUUUGCUGAACAGCGUGGAGGGCUACCAGCGGCUCUCAGUGUGGCACUGUCUGGGUAGGGGCGACAAAGCUGGCGAGGCUGGAGCCGCUGUUAUACGAGACUUUGAUAACAGCAUCGUCAGCGGCUUCCAGCUAGCAACUUUGUCGGGACCCAUGUGUGAGGAGCCCCUGAUGGGAGUUUGCUUUUCUGUGGAGAGGUGGGACGUCCAAUCUUCAGCCGUGCCACAGCACCAAGACUCCUUAGAGGAGAACUCUAUAUCGCAUGAGGCUUUAGCCAACAGCAGAGUGGAAGGAAGUACUAAGACAUCUUCAGAGGUGGAGGGCACAGUGGCAGGGCAGAGCCAGGCCAGGCGCAGGCCAGAGGCUGCCUCUGCAGACUGCUACAGGCCAGUUUCCGGCCAGCUUAUCGCUGCCAUGAAGGAGGCCUGCCGCCGCGCCUUCCAGGCUCAACCCCAGAGGCUCAUGGCUGCCAUGUAUACAUGCGAGAUCAUGGCCACCGCUGAGGUGCUGGGCCGAGUAUACGGCGUACUGGGGAAGCGAGAGGGUCGUGUCCUCCAUGAAGAAAUGAAGGAAGGGACAGACAUGUUCAUUAUCAAGGCUGUUCUGCCCGUGGCCGAGAGCUUCGGAUUUGCUGACGAGAUCCGCAAGAGGACCAGCGGAUUGGCCAGUCCACAGCUGGUCUUCAGCCACUGGGAGGUCAUCAGCAGUGACCCUCACUGGGUUCCCACCACCGAGGAAGAAUACCUGCACUUCGGGGAGAAAGCCGACUCCGCCAACCAGGCCCUCAAAUACAUGAAUGCUGUCCGCCGCCGCAAAGGCCUCUACGUGGAGGAGAAGAUAGUGGAGCACGCAGAGAAGCAGAGAACACUCAGCAAGAACAAGUAGAAAUAACAUAAGACAGCACCAGUAGCUGCUCACAUCCAUCCAUCCAUCCAUCCACCCAGGACUGCAGACACAUGCUGAACACCACAACUGCACUCUUCCAACACUGACAGUCGCCAUUAUUUGCAGAAGGACAGAUGUCGUUUCCAACCUCUAUCGCAGCAGCAGUAGAACAGUUACAAUCUUGCUGUUUAUUCAACACUCAGUAAUGACUGCUUGCAUUAUUUUCUUGUACAACAAAUAAAUUAUUUGGGAUUCUUAAAUUAGUUGAGGUACAUAUUGAGAAUAAAGUAUGUAUCACAAAA
Dicentrarchus labrax (European seabass) is the source of this 4515-nucleotide messenger RNA. RefSeq names its product elongation factor like GTPase 1 (gene efl1). Gene Ontology annotation, biological process: cytosolic ribosome assembly. Lineage: Eukaryota; Metazoa; Chordata; Actinopteri; Moronidae. The record is from RefSeq and is a predicted model, not a curated record. Gene Ontology annotation, molecular function: ribosome binding; GTPase activity; GTP binding. The coding region runs from base 749 to 4213 and encodes 1154 amino acids. Gene Ontology annotation, cellular component: ribonucleoprotein complex; cytosol. The transcript is spliced from 23 exons.